AUGAAGAAGCAGGGGGCGAAGGAGAAGUUGCGGCGGCUGGUGGCACCGCUGCUGGGCGUGGCGGGGCAGGGCGGCAGCAGCCUGGCCUUCAAGGCCUUCACCAGCAUCCGCCCGCGCAUCAGCCUGCGCUUUGAGGGCAUUGGUGUGACCCUGCGCGACGGCACCGUCAUCCUGGACUCCGUCAACGGCCACUUCAGCCACUCCAAGGUGGUGGCGAUCAUGGGUCCGAGCGGGGCGGGCAAGUCGACGCUGCUGUACGCGCUGAUGGGCACGGCGCGCUACGGGGCAACGCGCGGCCGCCUCUGGAUCAACGGCCGCGAGAUGCGCCUCGCCCGCCUGCGCCGCAUCCUCGGCUACGUGCCGCAGGAUGACAUUGUGCACGAGGACCUGACGGUGCGCGAGAACCUGUCAUAUAGCGCCAAGCUGCGCUGCAUGGCGACGGAGGGGCGGGCCUACCUCAGCGACGUGGUCGAUGAUGUCAUCGAGCUGCUGGGCCUGCGCCACGUGCAGCACUCAGUCGUGGGCUCCGUUGAGAAGCGCGGCAUGUGGGUGUCCUGUUGCAGUGGGGGCCAGCGGAAGAGGGUCAACAUUGGGUUGGAGCUGGUGGCCAGGCCAUCGGUGCUCUUCAUGGAUGAGCCCACGUCUGGCCUGGACGCCACAGCAGCCACAGACAUCCUGGCCUCCCUGCGCAGGAUGGCGGACCUGGGCAUGAAUAUUGUGACGGUGAUUCACCAGCCGCGCUACUCCGUCUUCUCGCUCUUCCAUGAGGUCCUGCUGCUGGGCAAGGCCGGCCGCACCGCCUUCCAGGGCGCCUCCUCCGCCGCGCUUCCCUACUUUGUCUCCAUUGGCUUUGAGCUGCCCUCCAACGAGAACCCGGCCGAUUUCUUCCUCGACAUCGUCUCCGGCUGUGUACCCUGCCACGCCAACCCCGACUUCAAGCCCGAGGUAGGCCCUUUUUGCCUUUUCGCCGAAUUUCAAAUCGUGCACCCUGAAAAAUCAUUGUAG
Messenger RNA from Coccomyxa subellipsoidea C-169, 1005 nucleotides. RefSeq names its product P-loop containing nucleoside triphosphate hydrolase protein. The record is from RefSeq and is a predicted model, not a curated record. The coding region runs from base 1 to 1005 and encodes 334 amino acids. The transcript has 6 exons. Gene Ontology annotation, molecular function: ATP binding; ABC-type transporter activity; ATP hydrolysis activity. NCBI's taxonomy places the organism in Eukaryota, Viridiplantae, Chlorophyta, Trebouxiophyceae, Coccomyxaceae.